UUGAAAAGCGACGUCGUUUGGUCAAGUGGUUUGGCACACAAUGAAAGCUCUAAUUACUCUCUUCCUUCUUGAUCAAAAUCAUUCGUCUUUUCCUGUCGUCGGGAUUAGGGUUUUCUUUUUUUAAGACUUCGGCAUGAAUGUUGAAGAUGGUAUCCCUUUGCCUCCUUGUGGCAUUGAAUCUUUCGAGUCUAACCGAAAUGGAGAUGCGCUUUCCCCUGAAGAUAUAGCUUGGGCUGAUUCUUGCCUGAUCAAAGAUCCUGAAAUUCCUGACGGUGAUUGGAAUACUCUAAAGGAUGUACUAUUAGAAAUCAUCAGUUCCCAACCUGAAUCAUUCAACUCUUUUGCUCUUAACAGUAUUCCUGGAGUCUCCGACAUGGAGAUCCUUCCCUCCGGUGCAGAUGCAGAAAAUGCGGAGUUUCCCAGUGGAACUGAUUUUGAUUAUGUUGUUCCAUACAAUGAAAGGGCAGAAGCAACCAAUUAUGGUCCUAGAAAUGAAGGGACAAGCAUUUCACUGUCUGAAAAUUUAGAGGAAGACCCCUCUGAAGAAACUCUGAGAUCUGCCUUUCUGCCUACAUAUAAGGAAGCCCUGAUUGCUAGCGAAACCACUGAUUUGGGAUUUGACUUGGGGUUUUCAGCUUAUGAGUUGGAGCCAUCAACUGAGGAUAUAUUCAAGGUCUGGGAUCUGGAGAUUCCAGAUGAGGAAGACGAGCUUCUUGAACAGUUGAAGAAGGCCCUUUCAAGAGGUUCCUCUCCGUCUAUACCAACAUUCGAUCGUUCAGGGACAUGGAAAGAUCUGAAAGUAGAAUCCAUAGAUGAUUUAGUUGCCAGCAUUGCAGACCUGUCUUUGAAUCAAAUUUCUAGUUAGAUAAAAAGUAAAAAUUGUUAAACAUUUUAUUGUCACAAUGCUGAAUUUGGUUUCGGUGGUCUUGUCUUGUGACUCUAGUCACAUUUUUUGCAUCUUGAUUUUUGCUGAAUUUGAAGGGUGAAAAGAAAGUUGGAAGGAUAUGAUUGCAUUA
This is a messenger RNA of Tripterygium wilfordii, 1016 nucleotides long. RefSeq lists its product as uncharacterized. The coding region runs from base 134 to 865 and encodes 243 amino acids. The transcript is spliced from 2 exons. The record is from RefSeq and is a predicted model, not a curated record. Lineage: Eukaryota; Viridiplantae; Streptophyta; Magnoliopsida; Celastrales; Celastraceae.